CGGGCGCUGCUUGUGUCACCAUGGUGAUGGGGUUGUUCCUGGGGAGGCUUUGAUUGCUAGACAGGUGUGUGACAAUCGGAGCUUUCUGCAAGCAUGUACACCAAAGGCAAGAGUAACAGCGUACCGUCCGACAACCAGGCCAGAGAAAAGUUAGCGCUGUAUGUAUACGAGUACCUGUUACAUGUGGGAGCACAGAAAUCCGCUCAAACAUUUUUGUCAGAGAUAAGAUGGGAAAAAAACAUAACAUUGGGGGAGCCUCCAGGAUUUCUACACUCCUGGUGGUGUGUGUUUUGGGAUCUUUAUUGUGCUGCACCAGAAAGACGAGAAACCUGUGAACAUUCGAGUGAAGCAAAAGCAUUUCAUGAUUAUAGUGCUGCAGCUGCCCCCAGUCCAGUCCUAGGAAAUAUUCCCCCAGGGGAUGGAAUGCCAGUGGGCCCUGUUCCUCCAGGCUUCUUUCAGGGACCUCCAGGUUCACAGUCAUCACCGCACGCACAGCACCUACCUCACAACCUCAGCAAUUCCAUGAUAGGACCCCACAGUCAGCCUUUCAUGUCCCCUCGGUAUCCAGGUGGUCCAAGACCUCCAUUAAGAAUACCCAACCAGGGUCUUGGGGGUGUUCCAGGGAGCCAGACAUUACUUCCCAGUGGAAUGGACCCAUCAAGACAACAAGGGCAUCCGAACAUGGGUGGUCCAAUGCAAAGAAUGAGUGGCCCAAGAGGAAUGGUUCCUUUAGGCCCACAGAGCUAUGGAGGAGGAAUGAGACCGCCACUGAAUGCACUUGGUGGCCCUGGAAUGCCAGGAAUGAACAUGGGUCCAGGAGGUGGUAGACCAUGGCCCAAUCCCGGAAAUGCUAACUCAAUACCCUACUCGUCUGCGUCUCCUGGGAAUUAUGUAGGUCCUCCGGGGGGUGGAGGUCCUCCUGGGACACCAAUCAUGCCAAGUCCAGCAGAUUCAACAAAUUCUGGAGACAAUAUGUACACAUUAAUGAAUGCAGUACCUCCUGGAGCAAAUAGGCCUAAUUUCCCAAUGGGUCCAGGUUCAGACGGCCCAAUGAGUGGAUUAGGUGGAAUGGAACCGCACCAUAUAAAUGGCUCCUUAGGCUCAGGGGACAUGGACAGUAUUUCCAAGAACUCUCCAAAUAACAUGAGUCUGAGUAACCAGCCAGGAACGCCAAGGGAUGACGGCGAAAUGGGUGGAAAUUUCUUAAACCCCUUCCAGAGUGAGAGUUAUUCUCCUAGCAUGACAAUGAGUGUGUGAUUCAUCAUCUAGUCUCGUCAUGAAGACCGCAGUGAGUCAGCCCUCUUCACAGACCAACCACCGGGAAAAAAAACAUCAGUCACCAUACCGUUUAACUUAAGGAUCCUGGCCCCCACCACAAAAACCUUUUCUUUGUCGCCAUGUGCCCUAUUUUGUGAAGAAGCGGGUCCAAACAUAAAAUCAAGCAACUGUAAAGAGUGGCAUAUGUAAGAAUUGCCCUAAACUGAACUGCAAUUUAUCAUCUGUACAUAUAUAUAAAUAUAUAUAAAUAUAUAUAUAUUCCCACAGGACAUUGUAAAAGGAUAUUAUCACAUGCCAUCUUAAGUAGCGAGACAUAGACUUUUAUUCCAAUUUUUUUUUUUUUUCACGUUUACAUUUUAAUUAUGAAAUGUUGCAUUUUCUCCCUGAACUAUUUUGUGCUGUGUAUAUCACUGCUUAAUAAGUUAUUUUUUAAGGUAAACUCAAAUGUUGUUCUGGUUUUGUAAAUGUCUGCAAUCAUGGAUAGGAAUAAAAAUGCUUACGAGUGCUUUUAUUAAA
Bombina bombina (fire-bellied toad) is the source of this 1794-nucleotide messenger RNA. RefSeq names its product single stranded DNA binding protein 2 (gene SSBP2). Gene Ontology annotation, molecular function: single-stranded DNA binding; protein binding. Lineage: Eukaryota; Metazoa; Chordata; Amphibia; Anura; Bombinatoridae. Bases 94 to 1257 code for a protein of 387 amino acids. The record is from RefSeq and is a predicted model, not a curated record. Gene Ontology annotation, biological process: positive regulation of transcription by RNA polymerase II. Gene Ontology annotation, cellular component: nucleus. The transcript has 18 exons.